Molecule: messenger RNA, 1092 nt
Organism: Styela clava
Lineage: Eukaryota; Metazoa; Chordata; Ascidiacea; Stolidobranchia; Styelidae
Source: RefSeq, a predicted model, not a curated record
UAUAACUAAUCUUUUACGAUGGAGAAAUCCAUGGUGAUUAUCCUUCUGCUAAUUUGCCACAUUGCAAUUACAACUGUCGUUGCUCAGCAUUCGAUGCCGUUUCCAUCAAAGGGAGGGGAUUCAUGCAACGUAGUUCAAGUCAACUGCGGGUCGGCCGCUCCUGUUAACGAUGAAAGCGCCUCUCAGCACCUUAAACAGCCGGGGCCACCCGGGAAGCGUGGCCCCAAAGGCGACUUGGGUCCUAUUGGGCGUGCUGGACCCCAAGGUAUCAAAGGAGCAAAAGGAAUAAUUGGGGGUGUUGGACCAGCCGGUGAUAAGGGAAGUCAAGGUUCAAAGGGACAACAAGGGAUCAAAGGUGUGAAAGGAGACACGACCGACUACAUGAGAAUACAAAACAUGAUGAGUGCAACAAGCUGCAAAGAUCUGAACGAAACUUACGGAGUUUCUACAAGCGGAUACUAUUCAUUGAGAACGAUUGGUACCGGAGUUCUGGUCUCUGUUUACUGCGACUUCAGAAUUUACGACGGUGCAACAAGCUGCAAGGAUCUGAACGAAACUCACGGAGUUUCCACAAGCGGAUACUAUCAAAUAGAAACGAUUGAUACCGGAGUUCUAAUCAAUGUUUACUGCGACUUCAGAACUUACGAAGGCGUAUCCAAUUGUGCAGAGCUCGUAUCGCACUACGGCAUUUCAACAUACGGGUAUUAUCGUCUCAGAAUCAACUGGGGACAUCCGGAAUAUCAUCGAUGUCCAGAUGUUUUCACGUGCAAGCAAAUGAAGAAAAGAGACAGAAUUACGCCGUCUGGAAAAUACCUUCUCGGACCCGCCAACAGCCAAUAUGAGGUUCAUUGCAACUUUUCUGGAUCGGAUGCAAUCACUGAAAUUCGACACGAUUCCAUGAAAGAAGUGAUGAUGCCACAUUGCGAAUCUCGGGGAUGCUACUCCAAGAUUCCUCGGUAUGCGAUCAGCCUGAAUGACAUGAUCAAAAUCAUAGAGAAUUCAAGAGAAUGUCGGCAGUACAUUGGGGUCAUUCCACUCACUUUUGAAAAACGUGUUUUAUAUCGUAAAAUAUCCUGCUCAAAUAUAUCCUAA